AAUAUAACAGCUUGGUUUCAAUCCUGAAGGUAAAAACUAUGACGGUUUCUAAACUAGGUUGAAACUAUCAGUCGAUCAAUGCUCGAUUUUGAACCUUAUUGCCUAUGUCACUUUGUCUUUUUGGCAGGUUAUCAUUGUUCAUUAUCAGUUAACCUAAAACUGAUUGUAAAAUUGUAUAAUUGAUAAUUUAUGAAAUAAAAGAUAAAAAUAUAAAAGACAAGACAGCAUUAUCGAAUUUGUAUGCUUGUCGCAUUACAAUGGUGCUGCAAAGAUAUUUGCUUAGUGCAACAAGACAGUUUACAAGGAGAAGAUUACAAGACUCAUGUAGACAAACGUUUUGCGAACUUCGUUACUCUUCAUCUGCUGGAAGGAAGUACACAGAUCGACAUGAAUGGGUGGUUGUUGACAAGAAUAUCGGUACAGUAGGUAUAAGUAACUAUGCACAAGAAUCUCUCGGAGACAUAGUCUUCGCGCAACUACCUGACCCUGGCAGUGAAAUAAAAGCAGGAGACGAAUGUGGGGCUUUAGAAAGUGUUAAAGCGGCAAGUGAAAUAUAUUCACCAGUUACUGGUACAAUAACAGAGAAGAACAGUGAAGUUGAAAAUAAACCAGGUCUGAUAAACACAUCAUGUUUUGAAAAAGGAUGGCUCUUCAAAUUGAAAUUAACGAAACCAGAGGAAUUAAAUGAAUUAAUGAAUGAAGAGCAAUAUGAAAAGUUCCUUAAAAGUGAUGCGGAAACUGACCAUUAAUUAUUUUUAAGUUGUUGAUUUUUUUUGUUAUAAUCUUUAGUUGUUAUGAAAAGAUAUAUGAUGUAGAAAUCUCA
Messenger RNA from Papilio polytes (common Mormon), 823 nucleotides. It is a transcript of the gene ppl, whose product is annotated as glycine cleavage system H protein, mitochondrial. Gene Ontology annotation, cellular component: cytoplasm; mitochondrion; glycine cleavage complex. NCBI's taxonomy places the organism in Eukaryota, Metazoa, Arthropoda, Insecta, Lepidoptera, Papilionidae. Gene Ontology annotation, biological process: glycine decarboxylation via glycine cleavage system; protein lipoylation. Bases 258 to 749 code for a protein of 163 amino acids. The transcript is spliced from 2 exons. The record is from RefSeq and is a predicted model, not a curated record.